This is a messenger RNA of Klebsormidium nitens, 1593 nucleotides long. The record is from the annotation of a GenBank genome assembly. NCBI's taxonomy places the organism in Eukaryota, Viridiplantae, Streptophyta, Klebsormidiophyceae, Klebsormidiales, Klebsormidiaceae.
AUGCUGGGGGAUGACGCUGGAGAAUUUGCGACGUUGGUCACUGCCUUGACCAAGAAUCCAGCCGCUCUCGCUAAAGCAAAGGCAGCCAUAGCUACUGCAGCGGGUCAGUCUGAGGGCAAUGCCAAUGGCAAAAGGAACAGGCCACAAAUGACGUCACUGUUCCAAGACAACGAGAGCGAUGAGGAGUCGGGGGAGGAUGAUGAUGCUGGCGGCGCUGAGGCAGCCGACAAAGAGCCUUCAGAUGAGCUGUCUGGUUCCGAGUACAAUGAGGGUGAGGAUGAUGGUGAGGAAGAAACCGACGGCGAGGGCGAUGAUGACCUGGAGGAGGAGGACAUUGCCAAAGAGCUGGGUUCUGAAGAGGCGCAGAACGGUCCUGAAAGGAGUGGUGAGGCUGAUGGCGGCGAUGCUGAAGAAGACACCGGGCUCGCUGACUUGUUGGCAGCGAUUCCAAGGAAAGAAGAAACCCGCAAAAAGAGGAAGAAGUCUGGAAACAGUGGGGCGAUCGUCCCCGUAACCACAAAGAAGGGUGAAAAGUCUCAAGCCAAUGGCCGUCGGAGUGCCGCAGGUGGCCUGGUGCUCAAUGCGGCUUCCACCGAAGCUGGUAUCGACCUCAACCUUCUGUUGCUGUCACACCUGAAAAUGCAGCAGGCCCAAGCUGAGCAACUGGCGCGCAACGACAGGAUGGAGAAGUCAAUGAUUCAGCUUCUGAACUGCUUCAAGAAGUCAAGACCAGGGUCGAGCCAGCAAAGUCCUGAUCCUACGACGUCUUCUGCGACAGUGACUCAACAGGGCGGAGUAUCCGAGCACCAGCUUGGGCUUCUCGAGAGACUUAAGGCAAACCCCAAGCUCCUCAAUUCUGCAAAGUCCCCAAUCAAACUCCUGGUGUCCGGUGCUGUCAACCUGAGCAUGCUCACAUCCGGAGUUGCUGACUCCGAGCUCAUGAGAAGCAGCACCAAGCUCGCACUCCGGGUAGGACCUGACCCGGAGCAGGAGGAGCUGUUCGAGGAGCUUUACGAAGACUUUAUCCAAGCUCACCAGAUGGACAAGUUCCGCAUGAAAAGGGGCCAGGCGGUGUCAACUAUCCGUGCAGCAGCCACAAAGUGGUACAACCUGCCGGCGACUGGAACCGAAGACUGGUCGAAGAUCACCACCGAGCUUCUUGCAGGCAAGGGUUUUUCUCACUGUGACGCCUAUCGCAAGGCAGGUACGGACGCCUACGGCGACAUUCGGUUCCGGACAAUGCUGGCGAAGGCGUGCGGCGUCGACGUCGACCAUCAGCCUGUACCCGAUCAGUUGAUCGUGACGAUCGCUCGGCUUGCACUGGUCGAGGUUGUGCUGGAGCUACAUUUCCGGGGCAUCAAGCGGUUGGAGAAGCAAGAGGCGAAGAUGCUUCAAGUACGGGAGGAGGCUCUAGCUGGAGAGACCCGAAUCAGCGCGUUUGUACUCGUUGUGGCACCAGAAGACCCUUCGGUUUGUCCGAUGAGGCUUCAGAGCCGUGCAGGAGAGCGCGCGAAGGCACUGGCAGCAGCCGGGGCAAAUGAAAAUGGUUCGACGGAGCAAACCCACGACAGCGCAGCGAACCCGAAUCAGUAG